CUGCAGGCCAUCAUGAACACCAGCCAUCCUAAGCCCGGUGCCGGGUCUCCCCGGAGCCCCCGCCCACAGUCUCUAUCCCGGAGCUCUUCCAGCCUGCUCGCUGAAGGCCGGGGACAGAGGCCAGAGCUCCGAAAGAGUGCCAGCAGCACUGUAUGGCAGGCCCAGCCAGGUGAGGCCAGCACCGGUUCCCAGGUCCUGGAGGAAGAGGAGCACCAGGCUGAGAGAACGGAGAAGGCACAGGCCUCCAGCCCUGGGCCACGGCCUGGUGCUGUGGGCCAUUGGCGGAGCAUCACUGUGGGCAACGUGUCUACCAUGGGCGGUGGUGACCUGUGUCACCUGCGGGGCCCCAGUGCCUCUGCUGUGCAGAGGAGCCACUCGGACCUGGUCCGCACCCAGAACCGGGGCCACAGUGGUACUCGGAGGGCCAGCCUGAGCUGCUCAGCCCUUGGCAGCUCACCGGUCCAUAGGGCUCGGCUGCAGCCUGGCAGAACUUCUGGCCAGGGAGGUCAGGCCCCUGCAGGCCUGGAAAGGGACCUGGCUCCAGAGGAUGGGACUUCAAACUCAGCCUGGACACUGGGAGAGAGUCAGGUGUGGGUGUUGCCCCUAGAACUGGGAGGCACAGUCACACCCAGCAGCAGCCCCAAGGCUGGGCCCAAAGCCACUGGGCAGUCAGCCACUACCUCUUGCCAUGCUCUGCCCCCAGCAGCUCUACUCUGUGGCAUGAGGGAGGUGGGUGCCAGUGGCUACUGCCACGCCUUGCCUGCCCCAGGGAUCCUGGCCUUUCCCAAACUAGUAGCAUCAGUGAGUGAGUCUGGGCUGCAAGCUCAGCAUGGGGUGAAGUUCCAGUGUAGAUUGCCUGAGGGCCUUCCUGGGCAUUCCCACUGCUGUGCCCAACCUUGGGAUCCCACUGGGUCAGCUAUGGAGCCUGGCGCCAGGACCAAGGAUGUGUGGACCAUGACCUCAGCCAGUGACUUGGCCCCAGUGUUGGCAUGCCCUCUGCCAGCCCAGGAUGCUGGUGUGCAGGCGACCCCCAUGGCAGUGUGCAAGGCUGUGGCCACCAGCCCACCCCUGGAAGCCCCUGUGGCUCUGCACCCAUUCCCAGAGGCAACUCUGGGGUCCAGUCUGGAGGAGGCGCCAUCCCCUGUGCAGGAUGUGCGAUGGGAUGCUGAAGGCAUGACGUGGGAGGUAUAUGGAGCUGCACUGGACCCUGAGGUGCUGGGCGUGGCCAUCCAGAAGCACCUGGAGAUGCAGUUUGAGCAGCUGCAGCGGGCACCUGCCAGCGAGGACAGCCUGUCCACCGAGGGCCGGAGGGGACCGCUGCGAGCUGUCAUGCAGUCUCUGAGGCGCCCCAGCUGCUGUGGCUGCUCCAGUGCAGCCCCAGAGUGAGAAGCUGUGGUCCUCAGAGCUGUCCUGUCCCAUGGACUCAGCCCCAGGCCAUGGAUAGUGGGGGGCGACACUCUCCUUGGACCCACUGCAGCUGUGGAUACAGCUCUGCUGUUGGCAGCCAGCAGAAAACAGGACUCAGCCUGGGGACUUGCUACUUGCAGCCGGGCUGGUUUUUAAGGGCUUGAUUCCUAAGAGCCACUUCUGCACACCAGGCAUUGAACUUUGGGAGUUUCACACUGUGUAUAAGGGAGAUCCUGGCUUUUCUGUAAAAAUCAUUGUCUUCUGUCUUCAGAACUCUUCCAUGAUUGCCCUCAGAGUCUUGAUGGCCUUACUUUAAAGCAGAGCUGAGGCAUAAUGAAUCCUUGACAUGAAAUGGGGGCCCCAGGUGUCAAGGACCAGCUGGGUCUUUAGAGAAGGGAACUGACACUGAAGGCCGCCUACGUGCCACACACUGUUCGCCACCUUAGCUUGUUGAGUCUUUGCCUUCAGCCUGUCUCACAGAUAAGAGCACAGGCAUUUGGCAGUUGGAUACUUGAAGCGGACAGCUGAGGGUCACAGCAGGGCUGGUCGAGGCUGGGCUGGCUUCCUGCAGCCCCUUUGGUCAGGAG
This is a messenger RNA of Miniopterus natalensis, 1994 nucleotides long. It is a transcript of the gene GPRIN2, whose product is annotated as G protein regulated inducer of neurite outgrowth 2. Gene Ontology annotation, biological process: neuron projection development. Lineage: Eukaryota; Metazoa; Chordata; Mammalia; Chiroptera; Miniopteridae. The record is from RefSeq and is a predicted model, not a curated record. Gene Ontology annotation, cellular component: plasma membrane.